AUGACAGAUAAUACAGGGAGAUACUCGGUACUAAUAGAUCUUACAGCUGGUACUGUUGGCGGCAUUGCAGGCGUUGUUGUGGGACAACCAUUCGACACCGUCAAAGUGCGACUGCAGACGUAUAGUAAGUUCUAUAUUGGUGCUCUCGACUGCGCCAGACAGACCCUGAAGCAUGAAGGGGUUUCGGGCUUUUUUAAAGGUAUGACGUCACCCGUGGUCGGCAGUGCGGCGACAAAUGCCGUUAUGUUUGCAGUGUAUGAACGCAUGCUGAAGAUGAUCGAUGACAAUCCGGAAAAUGCGACGCUUAAAUCCGUUUUUUAUGCCGGAGCUGUCGGAGGAUUCUGGCAGACAGUUCCACUGGCACCUGCAGAGCUCAUCAAGUGCAGGCUUCAGGUGCAAGAUGGACGCAGAAGCAAUCAGUACCGAGGACCAAUGGACUGUAUUCGUCACAUUUAUAAGGCCAGGGGUACGCCUGGUCUAUUCCUCGGCUUCACGUGCACGUUGUGGCGCGAGGUUCCGUCAUUCGCCGUGUACUUCUGGAUUUACGAAUACACUAAGCGCAUGAUGUUUAAUGAAGGCAUUAACUCGACGACGUCGAUGCUGACAGCGGGUGGCGUUGCUGGUGUGGCUUCGUGGGUGGUUUCCUAUCCUUUUGAUGUGAUCAAAUCUGCGAUCCAGACGCUACCAGUCCACCAUAAAUCGGGCGAGCACAAAAUUGCGUAUCAGGCUCGUCAAUUGUAUCGCCUUGGUGGAUGGCGAAUAUUUUUUAGUGGCCUGGGUACUGCUUGUGUACGAGCAUUUCCCUGCAAUGCCGUGACUUUUUACGGCUAUGAGAAAUCCUCUGAGCUCUUGAAGAAUGUGAUACGAGACUAA
Messenger RNA from Plasmopara halstedii, 873 nucleotides. RefSeq names its product mitochondrial carrier family. Lineage: Eukaryota; Oomycota; Peronosporomycetes; Peronosporales; Peronosporaceae. Gene Ontology annotation, molecular function: transmembrane transporter activity. Gene Ontology annotation, biological process: transmembrane transport. The transcript is spliced from 4 exons. The coding region runs from base 1 to 873 and encodes 290 amino acids. The record is from RefSeq and is a predicted model, not a curated record.